CUUACACUCAGCCCUCCCUCCGGCCAUUGCGCCAUAACCCAAUUGAGUUUUAUAAUUUUUCUUGGGAACAAAGGGAAGAGGGAGAGAGGUCAAACACUGCAAGUAAUUGAAGAACAAAAGAAGAGGGUUUCAUGGAGGCUCAACCUUUGGCAACCACAGCUGAUGCAGUUCAAUCAGCUGGAGAAGAUGAAGAACAUGCUCCCAAACAUAAGGUUCCCUUAAUGGCUGACUUGGAGAAGCCUUCCAUGGAGCCUCUUUCACUCGCAUCUGCCUCUUCAACUUGGAAGGAAGAGGAUCAUGAGCAUGAACAAAGACUAAAAAUGGCGAAAGGUGAAAUGAGGGAAGUGAAGGAAGAAAACCAGCGGCUAAAAAGGUGUUUAGAUGAAAUGAUGAGGGAUUACGAGAGCCUGAAAAGGCAAUUCCAUGAUAUGAGUACCAUAAACAACGAGGCAGCUGAAGAAGUUGAGGACAUGGUUUCACUCACAUUGGGAAGAUCCUCAACCGACCAAAACAAGAACACUUGCCCUGAAACAAAGCCAGAUCUUCAAAACAUUCAAAGUCCGGCCGACAGUGAACAAGGCAAGGAGGAAGAUGCCGGACAGACUUGGCCGCCGGGUAAAGUGUUGAAGGGGUUGGCUGCGCCGCCGGCCGGAGAAGAUGAAGUUUCUCAGCAGAAUCCUCCGAAGAAGACCAGGGUUUGUGUGCGGGCUCGGUGUGAUACGCCAACGCUGAACGAUGGGUGUCAUUGGAGAAAAUAUGGGCAGAAGAUUGCUAAAGGAAAUCCUUGCCCUCGAGCUUACUAUCGCUGCACCGGUGCACCCUCUUGCCCGGUUAGGAAGCAGGUGCAAAGGAGUGUUGAUGAUAUUUCAAUACUAAUCACCACCUAUGAAGGAACUCACAACCAUCCUCUACCUGUGUCAGCCAUGGCCAUGGCUUCGACCACGUCGGCCGCCGCCUCAAUGCUCCUCUCGGGUGCUUCCACCUCGACCUCUCGGCCAGGACUAAACCCUUCGGCGAUCGGGACAGCGUCUGCAAAUCUCCAUGGAAUGAACAUGUACACAAAUUCAAAGCAAUUCUACUUGUCAAACUCUUCAAUGCUAUCUUCUUCUCUAAACCAUCCCACAAUCACCUUAGACCUCACUUCAAAUCCUCCCUCAGCUUCUUCUUCUUCUUCUUCUUCUUCUUUCCACAAAAUCCCUUCAACUUAUCCCCCAAAAUAUCCCUUCACCAGCCUUGAUUUUGGGUCUUGGAAUACUAAUAUCAACAAAAAUGUAUUAGGAAUGUCAUCAGAUCUUGCUAAGCAAUUCCCUCCCCAUAGUAACAUCUACCAAGCUUGCCUUCAACAAUUUGCCAAACCUUCUACUCCUCCGCCCCUGCCUCUACCGGACACGAUAGCAGCAGCAACCAAGGCAAUUACGUCCGACCCGAGUUUCCAAUCAGCAUUGGCGGCUGCCCUCAGCUCGAUCAUCGGCGGCGGAAACGGGGGCGAGGCAGUUCAGGCAAUGAGUAGCUAUGUCCAAGCAGCACAGGGACAAGGAAGUAUGGGGUUUCAGGCAGCUCCAUCGUUGACAUACUCCACAUCUAAGAGUCCUUCAUCUCCUGGUGACAGUAGAGACGAUGAUACCAAGUGAAAAUGUGUGGACGAUGAAUAUUUUGAACACUUUCUGAGAGUUGUAAAUAACUCAUCUUCUUUUGAGGAAAACAACACUUUUAGCCAUUGGUUUUGUCAAGAAAUGUUCAUAUAUAGACAAUUUUUGUUAUGAGAAUUCAUCAUUAAUUUUAGUUUGUUAUCUUUUUUA
Molecule: messenger RNA, 1799 nt
Organism: Cucurbita pepo subsp. pepo (vegetable marrow)
Lineage: Eukaryota; Viridiplantae; Streptophyta; Magnoliopsida; Cucurbitales; Cucurbitaceae
Product: WRKY transcription factor 72A-like
Biological process (GO): regulation of DNA-templated transcription
Molecular function (GO): DNA-binding transcription factor activity; sequence-specific DNA binding
Source: RefSeq, a predicted model, not a curated record